ACUCUGAACGCGGAUGUGUCACGUGAUCUCUGCAGACUCAUCAUGGCGGCUCGCAGUGUGUUCGCUCCUGGACUGUUCAGGGACAAAGUCGCCAUCGUGACCGGAGGGGGCACCGGGAUCGGGAAAGCCAUCGCGGCCGAGCUGUUGGCACUAGGCUGCAGCGUCGUCAUUGCCUCCCGCAAACUGGAGCGGUGUAAAGAGGCCGCCCAGGAUCUGGUGUCACAGAUCAGCCCCCCGGACCCCUCCAUGGUGACCGCUCUGCAGUGUAACAUCCGCAAGGAGGAGGAGGUGCAGUCGCUGGUGAAAUCUACUUUGAAACUUUACGGUCGCAUCGACUUCUUGGUCAACAAUGGCGGAGGACAAUUCCCGAGUCCAAGCGAAGCAAUUACUUCGAAAGGCUGGAACGCCGUGGUGGAUACCAACCUCACCGGCACCUUCUAUUGCUGCAAAGAAGUGUACAACACCUGGAUGAAGGAGCAUGGCGGCGCCAUCGUGAACAUUGUGGCAGACAUGUGGAAGGGAUUUCCUGGCAUGGCGCACACGGGAGCAGCACGAGCCGCUGUGGACAACCUGACAAAAAGCCUCGCUAUUGAAUGGGCGCACACUGGUGUCCGGAUCAAUUCUGUUGCUCCUGGAACCAUCUUUUCGAAGACUGCCACUGAGAAUUACGGAGACAUGGGGCUCAAUAUGUUCCACAGCUAUAUCCCUAAUAUUCCAGCUAAGAGACUCGGACUCCCUGAAGAGAUCUCGCCGAUGGUUUGUUUCCUGUUGUCUCCUGCCGCCUCCUUCAUCACUGGAGAGACUGUGAAGGUCGACGGCGGGCAAAGCCUGUACCACAGCAGUUGGCAUGUGCCAGAUCACAGCAGGUGGCCAGAGGCUCCAGAUGGGGAGAACGCCAAAGCUUUGAAGAAAAUGAUUGCAAACCUCCCCUCUCCAAAGAUGUGAUGUCUGGGGCUGGGCUCUGGAAGGUCGCCAUGCCACCUGGCUUAAUUGCCAAGCUGAACGAAUGCACUAAUGAACGUGAUGCCUUAUUAUCGAUGACUGGGUAAAUGCAGAAUAGAAAUGGCCAGACCCGACAACCAUCUAAUGUGUAUGGGGGGGGGUCUUCUGACUCUUCCCUGAUGGCAGGGGUUGGGGGAGAUGAGGAUUGGAGAAGUUGGGGGGGGACCACUGUAAGAAUAGAGUGACGGUCACACAUGUGCGCUGCCGCUCCAGUCAUCUCUAUAGGACUGCCGGGGACAGCUGCGUGGAGUGUCAGUGUGCAUGCAUGACCACGGCUUCAUUCAUACAGUGGCACCCCAGCCAUUGGAUCACACCUUUUAUAAUCUAAACUGCACUCAAAGUCUUCAGACCCUUUCACUGUUUUUCACAUAUGUUGCUACUUGUGCUAAAAUAAAACAAAAUCUGGUUUUCCCAUCAUUCUGUACUAAAUUCCCCCAUAAUGAGAAAGUGAAAACAGAAUUUUCGAAAUUUUUGCAAAUUUAUUAAAAAGGAAAUAACUAAAUUUUCAUAUGGACAUAAGUCUUCAGCCCCUUUACUCGGGUCUUAGUUGAAGACCCUUUUGGCAGUGAUUCCAUUCCAUGGGGAUGAUACCACAAGGUUUACACCUGGAUUUGGGGAUUUCGUCCAUUCUUCUCUGCAGAUCCUCUCCAGGUUUGUCAGGUUGGAUGGGGGCCCUUGUGGACAAGAGAUGUUCCAUUGCAUUCAGGGCUCUGGCUGGGCCACUCGAGGACAUUCGCAGAGCUGUCCAUAAGACGCUCCUUCCUUGUCUUGGCUGCGUGCUUAGGGUCAUUGUUUGAGGUCCAGAGCUCUGGAUCAGGUUUCCA
This is a messenger RNA of Bufo bufo (common toad), 1826 nucleotides long. It is a transcript of the gene PECR, whose product is annotated as peroxisomal trans-2-enoyl-CoA reductase. Bases 43 to 945 code for a protein of 300 amino acids. The transcript is spliced from 8 exons. Gene Ontology annotation, molecular function: trans-2-enoyl-CoA reductase (NADPH) activity. NCBI's taxonomy places the organism in Eukaryota, Metazoa, Chordata, Amphibia, Anura, Bufonidae. Gene Ontology annotation, cellular component: peroxisome. The record is from RefSeq and is a predicted model, not a curated record. Gene Ontology annotation, biological process: phytol metabolic process.